Paramuricea clavata is the source of this 9250-nucleotide messenger RNA. The record is from the annotation of a GenBank genome assembly. Lineage: Eukaryota; Metazoa; Cnidaria; Anthozoa; Malacalcyonacea; Plexauridae.
AUGACGGUGGUUAUGAUAUGGUGAUGAUGGCGAAGAUGACGGUGGUUAUGAUGAUGGUGAUGAUGGUGAAGAUGACGAUGGUUAUGAUGAUGGUGAUGAUGGUGAAGAUGACGGUGGUUAUGAUGGUGGUGAUGAUGGUGAUGAUGACGGUAGUUAUGAUGAUGGGGAUGUAGUGGUGAUGACGGUUGUUAUGAUGAUGAUGAUGAUGGUGGUGAUGACGGUGGUUAUGAUGAUGGUGAUGAUGGUGAAGAUGACGGUGGAUAUGAUGAUGGUGAUGAUGGUGAUGAUGAUGAUGGUGAUGAUGAUGGUUAUAAUGGUGGUAGUGAUCAUGGUAUUGAUGACGGUGGUUAUGAUGAUGGUGAUGAUGAUGGUGAUGAUGAUGAUGGUUAUAAUGAUGGUAGUGAUGGUGGUAAUGAUUUAAAUGAUGAUGGUGAUGGUGAUGAUGACGGUGGUUAUGAUGAUGGUGAUGAUGAUGGUGAUGAUGAUGAUGGUUAUAAUGAUGGUAGUGAUGGUGGUAAUGAUGAUGGUGAUGAUGACGGUGGUUAUGAUGAUGGUGAUGAUGAUGGUUAUAAUGAUGGUAGUGAUGGUGGUAAUGAUGGUGGUGAUGACGGUGGUGGUGACGGUGGUGAUGAUGAUAGUUAUGAUGAUGGUUAUAAUGAAGGUGAUAGUGAUGAUGGUAUUGAUGACGGUGGUUAUGAUGAUGUGAUGAUGAUGGUGAUGAUGGUUAUAAUGAUGGUAGUGAUGGUGGUAAUGAUGAUGGUGAUGGUGAUGAUGACGGUGGUGAUGAUGAUGGUGAUGGUGAUGAUGGUUAUAAUGAUAUGAUGGUGGUAGUGAUGAUGGUGAUGGUAGUGACAGUGAUUUUAAUAUAUGGAACAAAAAAUGGGGAACAUAAAAUAUAGUUUUUUAAAAUAAAACAUCGUAUACCUAAAUCCCGUGUCAUUAUAUAAAAGUUGUUCCCUUUUCUUUAUCUGAUCAUGCAACACCUUUGAGAUAGGAAAUCCAUUCCUACACAAAUCAAUAGCAGGUUGAAUCAAAUCGUUCCAGGGUAGCUGACCAUGUUCUUGCCAAGCUCUAUACAUGACGUUUACUUCUCCUGGAACUCCCACUGCUAACGCUCCUAUGUAGUAAGAAAAUUUGGAAAACAUGGGUACAGCUGGAAAAUUAUGUCAGUUUGCAACAACGUCAACAAUGUUUUCUUUUGUACCAUAUAUGGAAACUCGGAAAGAAUGACUGACUUGUCAACGCCUUUCAAUUUUUUGCUCCGGUAUUUGAGUGUCGAUAUUAAAGGCGUUUAACUGUACCUUGCUUAGAUGCUCGAGUAUUAUUAACAAACAUAUCUCUUGUGGCUUUAGCUGGUGCUUUUUCUCGUCCGUUAUAGAACCACGCUUUGCCAAGCUUCUUUACAUAUACCACCAUAAAUAAUCCGCCUCCUAUUCCAGAUGAAUGUAUAUUUGUUGUUCCUUGACAGAAUAAUGUUGCAACAGCAGAAUCGACUGCCGUUCCGCCUUUCUUUAGUAUCUUCACGCCAAUAUCGGAACACAUUCCUACAUCUGCUGCUACUGCGGCCGUACUAAAGUAGGUAGCAUCUGUUUCGUCGUUCGGCUCUGAACGAGUGAUAAUGAGUGUUACACAUAUUAGAGUUAGUAAUAAUAGGGUUGUGAUAGUCAGGAUUGGUAGAAGAACCUGUCUUUUUAAAAGUGUUUCAACCAUUCUCCCCAGCCUCCUGUAUUAAAGAAAAGAUAAAAAAUAUGGUCAAUUCUUUGCAUCACCCAACACCUUUCAAGCAGCACUAAAUUUUGAUCUAACGGCAAGAAGAACAAAAUCCAUCACCACAUGCAGCUAGAAAGAGCAUGUUAAAAUUAGUAAAAUUGCAAAGUUUCGUUGCGAAAUGUUGUAAAAUGAGGAAAAUAUAGUAUCCCUACGAAUUUUGUAUUCAUUUGUAUUACGCACGGGAAUUUGCACCACUUUCGGCCGAAAUGUGGUACAUUUUCCCGUGCGUAAAUUCCGUAAUACAAAUUAAUACAAAAUUUUCAAAUUUCGCAGGGCUAUAUUUUCCGCAUUUUAUAACAUUUCGCGGCCAAACUUUGUAAUUUUGCUAAUUGUAACAUGCUCUUUCUAGCUGUGGUGAUGGAUUUUGUUCUUCUUGCCUAGAUCAAAAUUUAAUCUUUUGCUGUAAUUGCCCAUUGGAAGUUGUGGUUUAAUUUUCUUGUUCCUACAAGGACUACAAGUGUCGAGAGUUUGAAUUAUAAAGUUGAUGACCAGCUGCUAAUUUUGAAUUCCUAAACAUUAUGUAAUGUGUAAGAGCGUUAGCUAAACAUGACUCAGGACUUUGCUUGGCAGUCUUGGCAAAUAUUAUCGUCAAGUCCUAGAGUUCUAGUAUAGAAAUCUGUCUUUCAUAUCUCUGAUAUCUUUAAAAUAUAUACGCUUCAAAAUAAGUAAUUUGAUCCUUAAUAUAGACGCAAAAUAUGCUAAAUAGUUUGCGCGCGCUCUAAAAAAUAUUGCGCGAACAAUUGUCAGUUACAUUAACAUACCUGAAAUUAUGAUAGACCAGAGGUCGUUCUGAACGAAAAAACUGAUCUUUUUUAUGCCACGCUUGUGCUGAAUUAGCCGCGCUUACUCGCGUUUAAUUGAUUUGGCGCUGAGUUGAAAUAUCUUCACCGUACGAUAGAAAUUCAACACCGUGUUUAGCUGGAGGUGAGAACAGUACAAGUCAUUUUGGAAACGUAAAACAUCCUUUUCAAUGUCGAGGCUUGUGGCAUAUUGACUGAGUACCACAUUCAGAUAUCUCUAGAGGUGAGUAGAAUUCACGUGAUCAGUACAUUAAUUGCCCGUAAUAGUGAAUUGAUUUGAGUUAAAUAAAGCAUAAUAUGUCUUCGAAAUUUACGUAAGCGUUGUUAUGUUUGUAUAAUAGUAAUUCUCUGUAAUUGUAACCGCAUCAUUGUUUUGGAAUUAUAUAUACAGUUUACUAAUGUCUUAGCUAAUGUACAGGCCUCGUUCCCGCUCAAAAAUUAUAUUCAAUUUAUACAAUCACAGAAACAAGACCAAGUUCUAAGGCUUAUUAAAAUCCACAUAAAAGAAUAUUUAAAUGCCAGCCUCUGUAUUAUGAAAGUGGUCUACGGUAGUACGUGAACUAUUCAACAUGUUUAUCAUUCAUCUGGCCACAUAAAUGUGUAAACAUUUCAGUAUCAUGCAUUCGAUGUUUUGUAUUUCUAAGUUACUUUCCGUAUUUAUUUAUUAUAUAUUGUUACAUCGAAUGAUUUACUGUGUAACCAAGCCUUAUUAUCUGAAUGAUUAUUCGUUUGACAGUCUUUUGGCACUGGCAAUGAUUCUGAGAACAAAUCAUGCCUGAUUCCAUAUUUCUACACAUACACAGAUCAUCUGUCAAGACAAACUGUGUAGAGAGAUAGUUCGUCCUAUUGGACCCGUCUGCACAUACGCUUGCGGUGUAUGUGUGUGUGUGGGGGGGGGGGCCAACGACGGAAAAUUCAUAGUCUAUUAUUUUCUGAAGUCGUCUCCAUCUUGUUCAGUUAGGUGCAUUAUUCAGUUAGGUGCUUCCAUAGCAAAGAUAUAUUGUUGUUUUUUUUCAGCAACUUUGAACAACAGGAUUCAUUUGGAUGGCAAAAUGAGUGAGCUAAGUGAAACAGAUGGCGCAACAGACAUUUCUCAAUCGAGCAGAGAAGACUCGGGAAUACCCACAUCCUUUGGUGGCAGUGUAGCGAAUGAAGAGAGCCUGAACCAAGAUGAUUCUCAGGCCAGCUGCUCUGAUGUGCUGGCGGAGUUAUUUCAAAGCCACAAGAGACUGAGAGAAACGGAGACGCAAGUUAGAUCUUUGAGUUUGAUUUUGGAACAUGGCAAUGGCGACGAUGCAAGCUCACGAAUCGAUCAAGUCGUUUUUGAAGAAAAUAAAUCCUCCCUUGAAGAAGAAAUAAUGAAAAUAAAACAGGAAAUUUGUGAUAAAGAAUUGGUUUUACAGCAGAGAGAUACGAAAUUAUUUGAAUACUAUUUAGGAUCUAUUAAGGAUGAGACAAACAGCAAGUUUCCCGCAAAGCUUUCUCAGAAUGAAGGAAGUAUAAAUUCUAUUAAAGGCAUUGACAACAGCACGUUAACAUGGUUAAACGUCUGUCAGAAUGAAGGAGUUAAGAAUCUCAAUGGAAGGGAAUAUUUACCAGAUAACGUAGAGAUAGAAACAUCUGAAUAUGGAUUGGAAGGCAAGAACAAAAGUUGGGACGAUUAUCAGUAUUUUGAGAGCAGUUCUGACAAAGAGCAUGAAAUCGCAAAGCUGCGCCGAGCUCUGGCGGAGACAAAACAGAAACACAAAGAAGAGCGAGACGAGAUUAUGAAACAGUUGAAAGCUUUGCAAAUCACAACUGUACAUGGCGAAACCAACUGGAGAUGUGUUCUGAAAGAAAAACAACUAAAGAUUGACGAGCUAACUAGAAAGAACUCUGAACUUCAAACUAAACAUGCUGAAGUUAGUUCACGUUCAAAAAAUUGUGAAAAGUUAAGAGAAAAAGAAAGAAAGGAGAGUGACAGAAGAAAGAGAAAAGAUGAUAUGAUUAUUUUGUCGUUAAGGACGCAAAAUGAAGAGAUGAAACAAUUAUUAAGUGAAGUUGAUGAAUUGAGGAAUAUAAAACAAGAGUUGAAUGUAAAUUCGAAGCAGUUAGCUGAAAGAAAUAAAGAGCUACAAAAAGAUUUGUGUGAUAAAAAUCAAACGUUGGAUGAGAAGAAUAGAAUAGUUGAGGAAUACUCAAAAGAGAUUAAAGAAACAAAUAUUCUCGUCAAUCAACUUGUAAUGGAUGUAAAUUCUCUGAAUACUGAUAAAGAGAAUUUGAACAAACAAAUUGAAGUAAUCAAAACAGAGAAUAUAAAAAACUUAGAACAGAUUAAGAACAAUAUCUUAGAGGAAGAACAAUUAAAUUUGGAAGUGUUAGACAAUACAUAUUUUGUUCAUGUUGAUACACAAACUGAAGAGAAUGCAUAUCAAUUAAACGACGAGUUACAAAGGGUGAAAGCAGAGCUGGAAUUGAAGCAAGGAGAAAAUGUACAUUUAGCUGAACAACUUCAAAAGCAAGAAAGUUUUCUUGAGGGUUUGAAAGAAAAUGAGGUCAAGCUUGAAAAGCAAUUUGAGAUAUGGAAAAAUAAAUCACUUCAAAAGGAAAGGUAAGGAAACACUGGUUGAUAAACAGGAGAUGCUGAUCAACUAAACUGCUACAAGUCGACUCGUACGUAUAAUUUAGCUGCGAGGUUUCUCGCAAAGCAAGACAAGCAGUGGCGGCGCCAGGGGGGGGGCAAGGGGGGGGGGAGGCAAAUGCCCCCCCCCCUAUUUAUUUUGCCCAAAAAUAUGUGAAUCACUGAGAGCGACUAAAGGCUACACAAGCGUUUUGUCGUUAUCGGAAAAUGUAUGGCUUAUAAGUUUUCAUUACUCAUUAGUGAAUGCGCGUAUACAUGAAACUGUCUUUUACAGUUUCAAUAUUAGUUUGUAAAUCUCUGACGGUAAAACUUUCCAAUACUCCAAUAAUACGUUUCAAAAAAGAUAAAAAAGCUUUAGUUUUGCAAAGUUAAAUUCUCAAAUGUGUAAAGGCCCGCACAAACCGGACGCGAUUCGGCAACGCGACGCGAAUUUUCAGUUUUCAAAAACAAAUAAAACCGUCGAAGGAUAAAAAUUUUACAAGGUAUGCAGACCAAAUAGCUAAAAUUGCUAAAUGGUCCCAAAUAUUUGAAAAAACAAUGAAAAAUAUUAAAGCUAAAUGUCAUUGAAAACUGAAAAUUCGCGUCGCGUUGCCAAAUAGCGUCCGUUCUGUAUGGGCCUUAAUUAAGGCACUAAUAAGAUGAAAGUAUCACGAAAUUAUUUGAAUAAACCACAUCGCAUAUAUGGGGGGCGAAUAUCCUAAAGGGGGGCGAUAUUCCUGGGGCAUUCGCCCCUCUGGGGAGGGGCAAUAUUCCUAGGAUAUUCGUCCCCCCGGGGGCGGUAUUUUUAGGAAUAUCGCCCCCUUUUGAGAGAGGGGCAAAUCUCCUAGGGGGGGGGUUUGCCCCUCAAAUGCCCCCCGAAAUUCUGAGGCCUGGCGCCGCCACUGAAGACAAGUUUUCAAACAUCAUUAAUAAUUCAUAAGCUUAUUGGCAAAUCAUGUCAACCAUAAUAUGUCACGUGCAGAGUGGCUUUAAACCUGAUAACACACUCCUAAUUAGUAUUCUUUAUGUACUAUUUAAAGCACGCGUAGGAGUGUUUUAUCAGAUAUAAAACGCGAGACGCAGCCGAGCGUUUUAUAUCUGAUAAAACACGGCUACAAGUGCUUUAAAUGGCUUAAAAACGACUCAUCUUAUAUGAGUUCAUUGGCGAAGUAAUUUUUAAAAUAAACUUUGUCUAAACCGAGAAAAUCAAAGCCAAAGUUUAUGUAAAUUAACAUGAUUUUUUAUCACAUAUAGGGUAUCCCAAAAAAACCGCAAAACAUUUGAAUAAACGUAUUGUUAAAAUUUGAAUGCCCUAGCACUAAGCUGAAUGCAAAGAUGCGUAAAAUAUUGACAGGAUGCAUAUACUAAAUAUUGACUUAUUAAGAAAUUAAAAUAUCUUUGUAAAGCGCACGAUUUUCUGCUCUUGGGAAUUUAAAACAGCUUCUUAAACGGUUUCUUUAUGCAUAAAAUAUACUUACGUCAAGCUUUGAUGUACGUGUGGGUUCAGCAGAGUGCGGAGGCAUUCAAAUUCUAACAAUACAUUUAUUUCAACAUAUAGUUUUCGUUUUUUUUGGGACACCCUGUAUAAAGAUACGACACGCUUAUGAUUUUUCUUUGUGUUUUCUCCUGAAUUAUUAAUGAGUUUUUAAAAUUAUUUUAAAAAACUCAUUAAUAAUUCAGGAGCAAAACACAAAGAAAAAUCAUAAGCGUGUCGUAUCUUUACAUGUGAUAAAAAAUCAUGUUAAUUUACUCAAACUUUAGCCUUGAUUUUCUCGGUUUAGACAAAGUUUAUUUUAAGCUAAUUUACUCAUCAGAAGAUGUGUCGUUUUUUAAGCCAUUUAAAGCACUUGUAGUCGUGUUUUAUCAGAUAUAAAACGCUCGGCUGCGCCUCGCGUUUUAUAUCUGAUAAAACACUCCCAUACGCGUGCUUUAAAUAGUACUUCAUACAUUGCGUUACAGUGCGAAUCGACUUGUAGCAAAACUAGUGAUCAACCAGUCGUUAUCAGAGUGAGACAAUAAUUCUUUUGAUUAAUGAUAAUGAUUUAUUUAAAGUCGAAAAACGCAGGAAGUUGUCCCCCAAUCUUCCGAGCCAGAGGCUCAUGUUAAAAGUGCUCGACAUUAACUAUAUUACAACUAUAUAUAUAUAUAUAUAUAUAUAUAUAUAUAUAUAUAUAUAUAUAUAUAUAUAUAUAUAUAUAUAUAUAUAUAUAUAUAUAUAUAUAUAUAUAUAUAUAUAUAUACAAAAACAGUAGGAUCUAUUAGAAUUAUUAAUAGAUAGCUACAAUAUAAGAGUAGUUCAAAAUUAUGUAUAGUUUAAGAUAGACAUCUAUUACAAAUGCAAUGAUCUUGUUUCUUGCACUUCACUUGGUGGAAUUAAUAUUAGAAUGCUGUUUUUAGGGUUAGUAAUCCAAGUGAGUAUAUAUACACUUUAAAACCUGACCAGGAACGACUGCGAAAAAUGCAGCACAAUUGGUCCUCUGGUAAGAAUUGGACCUACUGCUCUGCGAUUCCGGUGCAGCGCUCUAACCAACUGAGCUACAGAGGUUCUACAAGUUCAUGUAUCUAUAGGUGAUCGGAUAUGCGGAUUGUGAUAAGGUGGAGUUCAAUGAUCUUGUUUCUUGCACUUUCCUAAAAACAGCAUUCUAAUAUUACGAAAGCAGCCUUUCUGCAUGAAUGUCCUCUAGCAUCAAGCUUUUUAACAUUGCCUUAAAAUACCUGACUGUUGUUGCACAUUUAAUGUUUUGUGGGAGUUUAUUCCACACAUAACUGAUUAUACUCUUGAGUGCAUAUCCACACUGGGCAGGCUUGAUAAAUAUGUGAAAUAUCACACACUCGAACCGAUCUGACCGCGUAGCUCAAUUGGCAGAGCAUUGGGCUAGUAUUCCAAAGGUCGUAGGUUCGAUUCCCACCGUGGCCAGGCAUAUUUUUCAAGCCUGCCCGGUGUGGAUAUACACUCAGAGUAACAUCACAAGCAUCUUAUUUACCUGAGUACAUUACACCAAUACAGAAAGUCUAAUAUAAAUUGUUAUAAUGCGUUUAGUAAUCUUGUAUUUGCGUAACUGUAACUUACCAAUACGUGUAGAAAAUGGCUGAUCAUCGGCAAACUUUCAUCUCGAUUACUUUCAUCUUCAGAACAAUCCAGGAACUCACAUUUUCUCUUGGAAAAGCGUCGUGCGAGAGACAAAUUGAAAAGUAUGAAGAAAUACAAACUGAAACCAAAGGAGAAUUUGCUGAUUUCUUAAUAGGAAUACUUCUAGAAAUUAAGUACGUUUUAGCAUUCUUUUUCGUAUACUUUUAGCAUACUUACAUCUGCCUUGAAAUAAUGAGAAUUGUUGAACUAUGCCGUACGUUAUUUAGAGAGGAAAUGAAUGGCGUUGAAGAAGAUUUCCGCAAACACAAAGACAAUGUCUGUUCACUUCAGAAAACAUGGAGGUUAAAGAUAUUUUUGUGAUUUUAAAAAAUCCUGUGGCAUGUAUUCUACUGUCUUAUCGUAGGUGGUCAUAGUGAUAAUAGAUUUGACUUCCAUUACCUGACUUAGUCUGCAAUUCGUAGAAUGGAAAAAAGUCAUAGGUAUAAAUGGAAGUUCUAUGGACCUUUAUUGGAAAUAGAAUGGAUUUUGAUUAUCCAUAAUAAUUGUAUAUUUUCAUACUAUGGAUAUAGUAUCGAAAUAGUAUGGAUAUACUAGUAUGGAUUUCACAUUUUUUCCCAGUGAAAUCGGAUAUAUGAAACGCAUCUGAUUGGCUGAUAUUCCAUUAAUGGUAGUGGAAAUGAAGUGUGAACCUCUCCAAUGAGAUUUGAGUGUCAAUGUUAUUACUCCGUACACUAGAAUAAGCUAAGUAGUAAUUUAAAUUGGUUAAACAGAGCAUUGGGCUAGUAUUCCAAAGGUCGUAGGUUCGAUUCCCACCGUGGUCAGGCAUAUUUUUCAAGCCUGCCCGGUGUGGAUAUACACUCAGAGUAACAUCAGAAGCAUCUUAUUCACCUGAGUACAUUACACCAACACAGCAAAUAUCAUAAACAACAAUUUGUUUCCUUUUUUAGAAAGUUCAAAAACUCAUUUGCGGAGAUGAAGGAAGUCGCUUAG